This is a messenger RNA of Phragmites australis (common reed), 4186 nucleotides long. RefSeq names its product putative pentatricopeptide repeat-containing protein At4g17915. Lineage: Eukaryota; Viridiplantae; Streptophyta; Magnoliopsida; Poales; Poaceae. Gene Ontology annotation, molecular function: protein binding. The transcript is spliced from 2 exons. Bases 245 to 1633 code for a protein of 462 amino acids. The record is from RefSeq and is a predicted model, not a curated record.
UGGCCAGUUUCCCACCUCUCCUCCCGAGCCCCGAAUACACCCUGCGGCGGCGGCGGCACCGCCACCGAGUCACCGACCUCCCCCGGCCGCGUGCAGCCGAGCUGUCCCUCCAUGACAAGGCGUCGGCCUUGCUCGUAGCAAACCGGCGAACAGCGAGGGAGCUGUAUGGGAGUCGAGGUAGCAAGCGGAGCGCAGCCGAGCCCGGAAGAGACUCUCGCGGCGGCGGGGAGGCGGGAGCAGAGCCAUGGCCCAUGCGCGGGCGCCGCUGAAGCUGUCAACGCGGCUGAUGAACGUCGGCCUCGCCGCGCUCUGCCGCGGCGGCAGCCUCGCCCGCGCGGAGUCCGUCCUCGUGGACGCCAUCCGCCUCGGCCUUCCUCCCGACGUCGUCACCUACAACACCCUCCUCGCCGCGCACUGCCGCGCCGCGGGCCUCGACGCCGGCAUCGCCGUCGUGCACCGGAUGCGGGAGGCCGGAGUGAGCCCCGACGCCGUCACCUACAACUCCCUCAUCGCGGGCGCGGCCCGCCGCGGGUUCCCGAUGCUCGCGCUCGACCUGUUCGACGAAAUGCUCCGCUCCGGGAUCGCCCCCGACGCCUGGAGCUACAACGCCCUCAUGCACUGCCUGUUCCGGUCCGGUCACCCGGAGGACGCCUACCGGGUGUUCGCUGAUAUGACCGAUAAGGGCGUCGCGCCGUGCGCCACCACGUACAACACGCUCCUCGAUGGGCUGUUCAGGGCCGGCUACGCGACGAACGCGUAUAGGAUGUUCAGGUACCUCCAGAGGGUGGGGCUCCCUGUGGGCAUUGUGACUUACAACACGAUGAUCAACGGGCUGUGCAGGUCAGGCAAGGUGGGCUAUGCUCGCAAGGUCCUUAAGGAGCUUGGGAGGACUGAGCAUACCCCGAACGCGGUCACGUACACGACGGUUAUGAAGUGCUGCUUUAGGUACGGCAGGUUUGAUCAGGGGCUGGAGACCUUCUUUUUCCUGCUGGAAGGAGGGUACAUUUCGGAUGCCUUCCCGUACUGCACGGUGAUCAGUGCGCUGGUCAAGAAGGGCCGGAUGCAAGAAGCUAAUACCUAUUGUGAGCUCAUGAUACAAAGUGGUUCCAGGCUCGACAAUGCAUCCUACAACAUGCUGAUUCACCUGCGAUGCCAAGAAGGGAAGCUGGACGAUGCGUUUGAGCUAUUGAACAUGAUGGAAGAAGGUGGCCUGGAGAGCGAUGAGUACACAUUCUCAAUUUUGGUCAAUGGUCUUUGCAAGAUGAGGCAAAUUGAGGCUGCGGAGAAGAAGUUAUGUUCCAUGGAGAUGAUGGGCAUGCAAUCAAAUGUGGUAGCAUACAAUUGCUUGAUUGACGCGUUAUGCAAAUCUCAUGAGGUUGAUGCAGCCAUCAAAUUACUGCACAGCAUGAAGCUAAAAGAUGAUUUUACUUACACAUCACUAGUCCAUGGUCUAUGUAAGGUGGGUAGAUACCAUAUGGCAUCCAAAUUCUUGCGGAUCUGCUUGCAUGAAGGGAACAACGUUCUUGCAUCAGCAAAGCGUGUUGUCAUUUCUGGACUUCGUAGUGCAGGGUUUAAAAAUGAUUUGAGGAAAGUUCGGUCAGCAUUAUAUAUGGCUAGGUUGUUACGGUCUUAGUCCAAGAAAAAGAUCUGUAACUGGACUUGAUGAUCCCGCACAAUGCACAGGAUCAACACAGUGCAAAUGACUAGAUGGUCCUUUACGGAUAUGGAUGAUGAAGCAUCUGGUCACUUGAGCACUGCUUUGUGUCCUACAGGAAGGUAAAUGGGACUGUGUUAUCACUAGAAAGGUGCUGUUCCUAUAAAUCAGUUCUCGGAGGCACCAUAAGCUGACAAUGUUGAAAUGUGCAGCAAGCCAUGUGACCCUCAAAGCCAUAUGUUUAUUGAAUGUUUGAUGAACAAAAAGGGCUGAUGCGCACAUGAUCACUACUUGGUACGGGCUGCUGCACUCUGUGAUCUCUAGUUGCCAGAUGGUACCAGCUCAGUAUGUGCAAGAAGUAAUUCCUCCAUGGUUUGACAGCUCACCGUGCAUCAUGUUGGUUUGAGGUGAACAUAAUUUGGGGCGUUGGAAUAAACUCUCAUUGACUACGAGUAUUCCAAAUUACCAACAGAAGGUCGUUGGUGGUGUUUGAUUCUAUUCAGAACUCAGUUGCUCCCGGUUGGAUGGAUACACAGUAUGCAGUCAAAAAAUGCAAAUGUUGCAGCUUAAUCAAUCUGUUCAUCAUUUUUGCGUUGUUCGUUAAUUUUUUUGAAGUGGAUGAGAAAAGAAUUUUCUUUUGGGUAAUAUAUUAUCUCACAACAUUCAUCUGUCUGAAGUAAAUUUUAUACCAAUGAAAGACUACACCACACCUGAUAACAUAACUAUGUUUGUGGAUGGACAGGCAUGACGCUGUAAAGAAGUGUUGUAUUUUUGGUCUAAAACUCUGGCAGUCUGCCGAUGAUGUGCAAUUAUGUAAAAUAGACAUCAUCUUGAGUUUUUGAAAUCCCUGAUCAUUUGUUUUUCCAUUUAUUGCAUAUAAACAAUAUACUGUUCUUUGCAAGACAGCACGAUUUUAUUCUGUACCAUAAGGCUUUGAAUCAAUGAAAUAUGUCUUUGGAAGUAUAAACUAAUUUUACGUAGCAUGUAUCUUGCUGAUUUUGGUAUAUUUGCACGGUUAUCACAGUUUUACAUACAUGAGAUCAUUGACAUGUGUUUAGUGCUGGCCGAAAGUUGAUGCUCUGUUUACAGUCAGUGGCCGAGCGCUUGGUUCUCCGUGUGCUCCUUAUGCAUCAUCCUUUCGAUGGGUGGGCAGGGACAUGAACUAAAGGUGUGGGUCUGUGGGAUUUGCUUCUCAGUGUUUCUUUAAGGUUAUAUCGGCUGCUGUCUUCAGGUGCUUCUUCUCCAGCGUAUUUGAAGGACUGCUGCUGUUGGUCUUGCCGUCCGUGGGCUUACCUCAGGUUUCUUCAUGUGCUUCUUGCUGAUCAAGGUAUUGCUUUCAUCACUUCAUCUUGUAUAGGUGUGGUUUUAGAUUGCUUGGUUUCUGCUCUUGUGCAUAAUGUGCAGUGUGCAAUUUGUUUUUUCAGUUUGGUGCAUGGAUUCAAAAACAGGAUACAUAAAAAAAUAUCGGACCUAGCUUGGUAUCGGAAAGUGGCCAGGCUACCGGUGGUACACCGGCCAAAUUUGUCUUCCGAUUUUUGAAUUUUGGACCGGUAACUAGCCAAAACUUUCUGGUUACCAGCUGAUUACCGCUGAACAGUGAAAGCAAGUCAAUUAGUUUUCGAUACAAUAUAUUCCAAAUCCUUGAAUGUUAGUUCAUAUAUUGGUUGCAUACAUGACAAAUGAUCGAUACAACACCGCAAAGUUGAAUACUUAUACGGCCGUUCAGUUUCGAGAAGGUUGUUUGUUGGGUACACGAUCAUCUGAAAUAACAACACCAUGGAACUGAAAUACCAUUUUCUUUUUUACGGGUCAGGGCCGUACUGCCGGUAAUCAACGAGAUUUGAAUCCCUGGUUUGGUGUGGUAUGUCCUUUGCCUGUAAAUUACUUACAUGGGGUGGUACUUAGAUUUAUUUGGCAUGUUUAUCUCGUUGUUGGCGAACCAAAUCCUGUCGGCUAGCAGGGGCCGUCAGGGAAAUAGUAGACCGUCAUGCCGUUAUUUCUGGUAGUGAGCAUAUCUAUGGAUGCCAAACAAGGUUGGAGAUUUUCUUAUAUAUGCGCCCAUGACUGUUGCACAAACAAACCACACAUGGCAGUGCAGAUCGAUGCGGAGGCAGGGGACAAAGGCACAUACAAACCAAGCAAGCGGAAGCGAACGCAGGAGCAGACGGUGCCAAGCGCAGACACCGGCAGCAAUGGACGGACAGCCUCAGCGGCUGGGUGCUGCUGCUGCACUCCAAGGAAGUGCUGGGAAGGAUGAUCACCUUACCUGUAGGAGAGCAAAGGACAUGAGAGAAUUAACGAGAUCUGGUAUUCUGAUUGGUUGUUAGACGGACAGGAGAGAACUGACUAAUGGUACCACUACCGCAUCACCGAACCUGUAUACAAUAGUUACCCUGAUUCAACUCAAUAUAAUUUAAAUGUUGAAAUGUGUGUGCACCUAGCGUAUGUAUGCAUGUAUAACAUCACACUUAUGGGAACGAAGCCAAAGUGAACGAAUGGAGAAUGUUUGUAAUGGACAACUAGUGCAUUCCA